Molecule: messenger RNA, 4154 nt
Organism: Rubroshorea leprosula
Lineage: Eukaryota; Viridiplantae; Streptophyta; Magnoliopsida; Malvales; Dipterocarpaceae
Source: the annotation of a GenBank genome assembly
AGCUCACGUCGCAGCGAAACCAACGCUUUCUCCCCGAAUCUAGAGUCCCAGGGUUUUAGCUCAUUGGUGAAUUCUUGAUCUCACAUGCAACUGGAUUGAUAAAGAUGUCCCUCCUUAGUAGAUUCUUUUACAAAAGACCCCCAGAUGGCUUGCUUGAGUUUGUUGAGAGAGUAUAUGUUUUUGAUUCAUGUUUCUCCACUGAAGUCUUGCCAGAAGAGAUGUACCAAAUAUAUUUACAUGAAAUUGUAAAUGAGUUGUAUGAAGAAUUUCCAGAAUCAUCAUUUCUUGCCUUCAACUUUCGGGAGGGUGAGAAACCGAGUCAGUUUGCAGAAAUUUUAAGUGAAUAUGAUGUUACUGUUCUGGAUUAUCCACGACAAUAUGAGGGUUGUCCUCUGCUCCCAUUAUCUUUGAUUCAGCAUUUUCUCCGUGUUUGUGAAAGUUGGCUGUCACUUGGGAAUCAUCAGAAUGUCAUUCUUCUUCAUUGUGAAAGAGGAGGAUGGCCACUUCUGGCAUUUCUUUUAUCCAGUUUCUUGAUUUUUAGAAAGUUGCAUACUGGAGAGCGUAAGACACUUGAAAUUGUUCACCGUGAGGCUCCUAAAGGUUUCUUGCAGCUCUUGUCACCUUUAAAUCCAUUUCCAUCUCAACUUCGCUAUCUUCAGUAUGUAGCAAGAAGGAAUAUAGCUCCUGAGUGGCCACCUCCUGAGCGGGCUCUUUCUUUGGAUUGUGUCAUUAUUCGAGCCAUUCCAAGUUUUGAUGCCCAGAAUGGGUGUAGGCCAAUUAUCCGCAUUUUUGGUAGGAAUCUUCAUGGCAAAGGUGGGCUGUCAACCCAAAUGCUAUUCUCCAUGUCCAAGAAGAGGAAGAACAUUCGGCAUUAUUGCCAGGCAGACUGUGAUGUGAUUAAAAUUGACAUCCAGUGUUUUGUGCAAGGAGAUGUUGUACUGGAGUGUGUCCAUUUGGACUUGGAUCCAGAAAGGGAAGUUAUGAUGUUUCGUGUAAUGUUCAACACUGCAUUUAUUCGAUCUAACAUAUUGAUGCUGAACCCUGAGAACUUGGACAUGCUUUGGGAUUCCAAGGAGCGGUAUCCAAAAGGCUUCCGAGCAGAGGUUUUAUUUGGAGAGGUUGACAGUGCUUCCCCUACUCAAGCUCCUACAGCAAUUUUAAAUGGUGAGGAGAAAGGUGGAUUGCCUAUUGAAGCCUUUUCUAGGGUUCAAGAACUUUUUAGUGGCAUUGACUGGGUUGAGAAUGGUGAUGAUGCUGCCUUGUGGUUUCUUAAACAACUUUCUGUCUUGAGUGAUGUAAAAGAAUUUUCAAGAUUUCAAACUAAAGGAUAUAUGUAUGCAUCGCCUGCUGAUUCUGAGGAUGCAUCUAGCACUGCUGAUAGUUUAGAUGAGGCACUUGAUGGGAUGCAUAAACUUUCAGUUGAUCCAAUGAGAUCCAUAUUACCAGAUUUAGUUAAUGCAUCUCCACCAUCUUUUGAGAGCUUCAAUGAUUCAAACUUUGCCUCAGAAACUCCAGAACAAGCAUCAGUUGAAACUAUUGAGAUAGUCCAAAGUGAAGAAACGCUAUCUGAUUCAUCUCUUCCUAUACAACCUUUACCACCUACUCUCUCCUCCACACCACCGCCAUCACCACCUCCUCCUCCUCCUCCACUUCCACCAUUUAUGUUUGGGACUUCUGUACCAAGACCUCCUCCACCGCCCUCAUGUCCACCACUAUCUGUCAGUGUUAGCAGACCUACACCACCCCCCCCACCUCCACCACCUCCUCUUUCUGGUCUUGCCAAUAGGGAUUCUAUAACACCUCCACUUGCCACUACUAACAAAGUUCCCCCACCACCACCUCCUCCACUUAAUGGUUUCUCAAGUAAAAGUACACUGUCUCCAACCAGCAGCAAAGGUCCACCACCACCACCUCCUCCACUUAAUGGUUUCUCAAGUAAAAGUACACUGUCUCCAACCAGCAGCAAAGGUCCACCACCACCACCUCCUCCACCACCCCCUUUUAGUACUUCUAGAAACCCCUCACCAACACCACCUCCUCCCCCUCCUACACACACUCAACCAUCUUUGUCACCACCCCCACCCCCACCCCCACCACCACCACCUGCAGUGGCAACAUCUACCAUUGGUGCUUCCCACAGAGCACCAUCUCCACCUCUUCCUCCUAGUCGCACCCCCCUACCACCACCACCACCUCCACCUCCUCCACCUCCUGGUCAUAACAAUGGAAAUGCCCCUCUACCCUUACCAUCACCAACACUGCCGCCUCCGCCUCCUCUGCCUCCUGGUCGUAGCACUGGAAAUGCCCCUCUACCACCACCUCCACCUCCACCUCCACCUCCACUGGGAAACAAUGGUAGUGUCCCAAAACCACCAGCACCUCCACCUCCACCUCCUCCAGGACCUACAAGAUCAGGUGUUAUCCCACCAUCAGCACCUAAGGCUCCUGCUGCUCCCCCUCCACCACCAGCCAGUGGCAGAACUGCAGCUCCACCCCCCCCACCAGGAGUAAAGGUGUCUACUGUGCCCCCACCACCACCUCCAUCUGUCGGAAAAGGAAAAACUCUUGGACCAACAAGUCAUGGAAGAGGUCGAGGUGUCAGUGGAGUUAACAGUGGCCCCAAGAAAACCUCAUUGAAGCCCUUACAUUGGGUGAAAGUCAGUCGAGCAGUGCAAGGGAGUUUAUGGGCUGAUUCGCAAAAGCAGGACAAUCAGUCAAGGGCCCCUGAAAUAGAUAUGUCAGAACUGGAAAGUCUGUUCUCAGCAGCCUCUACUUCAGAUGGGAGUGGAACUAACAGAGUUGGAGGUCGACGUGGUUCUAAUAUCAACAAACCUGAAAAAGUGCAGUUGGUUGACUUGCGCAGAGCAUAUAAUUGUGAAAUAAUGCUCUCAAAAAUUAAAGUUCCUCUUCCAGAUAUGAUUAAUGCAGUUUUAGCUUUGGAUUCAUCUUGUCUGGACAUUGAUCAGGUUGAGAAUCUGAUUAAAUUUUGUCCCACCAAAGAAGAAAUGGAAAUGUUGAAGAAUUACACAGGUAACAAGGAAAUGCUUGGGAAGUGUGAACAGUUUUUCCUGGAGUUGAUGAAGGUUCCACGCGUGGAAUCAAAAUUACGAGUAUUUGCCUUUAGAAUCACCUUUUCCAGUCAGGUUGAUGACUUAAGAUCUAAUCUAAACACAAUUAAUAAUGCGACUAAAGAGGUCAAAGAGUCUGUUAAGUUGCGUCAGAUAAUGCAGACAAUUCUUACUUUGGGAAAUGCUCUGAAUCAGGGCACUGCACGAGGAUCUGCUGUGGGAUUCAAAUUGGACAGCCUUCUUAAAUUGUCUGAUACUCGUGCAAGAAACAACAAAAUGACUUUGAUGCAUUACCUUUGCAAGCUUCUUGCUGAGAAAAUGCCAGAACUGCUGGAUUUUGAUAAGGAUCUUAUUCAUUUGGAAGCUGCCUCAAAGAUUCAAUUAAAAACUCUUGCUGAAGAAAUGCAAGCUGUGAGUAAAGGUCUUGAGAAAGUUGAACAAGAACUUUCUGCUUCUGAAAAUGAUGGUGCUGUUUCUCUGGGUUUUCAAAAGGUGUUGAAGAAUUUUCUUGAUACUGCUGAAGCUGAAGUAAGAUCACUAAUCUCCUUAUAUUCUGAAGUGGGCAGAAACGCAGAUUCAUUGUCUCAGUACUUUGGGGAGGAUCCAGCCCGAUGUCCUUUUGAGCAAGUUACACAGAUCUUGGCUGUUUUUGUCAAGAUGUUUAAAAAAGCACGGGAGGAAAAUGAAAGGCAGGCUGAUGCUGAGAAAAAGAAAUUAGAGAAGGAAGCCAUGAAAGAUAAGGCAGUAGUUUACUCCUCUGCAAAGAAAGACGGUGCUGAUUUUGAUGAACCAACUCUUCUUUCUCACAUCCAGAGAAACGUUCGCCAAGCAAAUUGAUGGAAAUUCCAGUUGAAGCUACACGUAUGGCUUUUAGACUACUGGAGGCAGAUCUUGAGGUUCUGUUUUACAUUUCCACAUAUAAUUUGGGCAGCGGGGAUUACUUGAGCGGUUGCUUAUGCAUGCUAACUGCACUUAAUCUACGGUCAGAGACUCAGAAUACUACUGCUUGUCCGAAACACAGAUGUAGGAACAACUGUGUUUCCGUGUACAUGGCUUGUGCAGAAUGAGGAAGUAGCAGCAAUACUG